Molecule: messenger RNA, 966 nt
Organism: Penicillium diatomitis
Lineage: Eukaryota; Fungi; Ascomycota; Eurotiomycetes; Eurotiales; Aspergillaceae
Exons: 1
Coding region: 1-966 (321 amino acids)
Source: RefSeq, a predicted model, not a curated record
AUGGUGUUUGCUCCAAUUCCGGGUCCAGAGACGCUUCUUUACGGCGAGCGCGAACAUCGUGGGCGCUGGUUUGAACGUUGGGCCAAGAACCCAGCGGCGCCUGGUUGCAAGGUUGCCAGAAGCGAUGUCACCAUAGCUGACAUCGGCGAAUCUCUAACCAUCGACAGAAAACCUGGGACGCCUGGCGCCCGUGAUGAUGAAGAGGUUGCACAUCAGAUGGUGCAACUACAUCUCGAGGGCCCCUGGGUCCGUCACUCCAUGGAUUCGGGUUAUUCGUUCAAUGACGAAGGGGAAGUUUUAACGGAGACGCUGAAUGAAUGGAAGUCAUACAUAGCACCGUCGGCGCUUUUCAUCGCGUCAAUUUACCGCUCGAGUGGACCUUAUGUCUCACAGAUCGCUCAAGCGAUGUACCAAAGCGAAAACAGAAUCGACACGCUUAAGCAUGUCUUCUUUCUAGAUGUGAUCAACGAGGAUACAGUGGAGUUUGUGCUGGAUAACAUCUUCGCCGAGGAUAGGCGCCCGGAUGGUUCCCGCGUGGAAUAUCACUUUGUUCCAGGUCAGUCAAAAUUCUACGCUCUAUUAGGUACGAAACUGGGCUCAGUUGUCGCAUCGCUUGUUCUAGGAGCGUAUCCCCGAGGCACACGCCAUGUCUCUCAAAUUGUUGUUCACCGUGAAGUUCAAAGAUGUUUUGGUCUUCAAUUUGACAUCGACACAAUUCCCGCUUCGCCUCCACCGCCGUACUCUGCUCUGCCGGGCGGGAAACACAAGCGCCCUCGUGGGGGCGAUGGAAAUGAAUCAGAUGAUGGGGGUGAGCCCCCCAAGAAGCGGCGUAAGUCUGCUAAUCCUAACCGCAACUACGAUCCAUCAUAUCAAGGACCUGCUCGUCGGACGAGAGGUCAGGCUGCUGCUUCCAAAAUAGUGAAAUUACCGUUGCGCCCGAGAAAACCCACAGAGGGGGCUCUGUAG